This is a messenger RNA of Sitophilus oryzae (rice weevil), 882 nucleotides long. RefSeq lists its product as uncharacterized. The coding region runs from base 429 to 791 and encodes 120 amino acids. The record is from RefSeq and is a predicted model, not a curated record. Lineage: Eukaryota; Metazoa; Arthropoda; Insecta; Coleoptera; Curculionidae. The transcript has 3 exons.
UCUGACUUUGAUGUGGUAUUUCAUAGAGAAACUUAUUGAGACAUCCGGUAUGUAUGUCCUAUAUUAUUAAGUGUGAAUUGUGGAAUUCCAAGAAUAUAUGUGGUUCUGAUUCAUUCAUUCAUCAGUUGUAUUAUCCUUCCGCAACGCGAUAAUAAGUGACUUUUUAUUUAUUUUGUUUUAAAGUAUAUAACACCAACAGAUUAUGGUUUAACCAUUCUUUAAAUAUUCUUUUGGGAAUAAUUGUUACAGUUGGAAUUUCAAACUUAUAAAUAAGAUUUGGGAUUUACAUAGAGAGCAGAAAGUACAUAAAAUAAAUUAAUUAUGAGAACAACAGCAAUUAUUCGACAGUGAUUGAUUAUGCUAUAUAAAAUAUUAACUAUCUAGUUAUAAGUUUAUCGAAAUAUUUCACUGUGAGAAUUUCUUCAGAAAUGUUUAAGUGUGUUUCAGUUAUGAUUUGUAUUUUUCUAAUCGGCCAGAAUGUUAGUAGUACUGUAGGAGAAAAUAUCAGCAUGCUAACCAAGUUUUGGAAUGCUACCAGUAGAUUAGGACAGAAAGGUAUCGACAAAUUGAGCGCUAUCCAAGAAAAAGUGGCAGCAUUGAACAACGUGCUUUUGAAAACUAAAGAACUAGGUGAGAAUAUGUUAAGAAACCUAUCUCCUAAUAAAAAAGAACAAGAAACAACAGCCAUACAAGAAUACUAUCAUAGCUCAUCAAACAACGCUCAAACUCUAAAGAAGAAAUUAUUUGUUAUCUAUUUAAUUUCUUUUGUAAUUGUAUUUAAUAUUAGUUGAAAAUAAGUAACAAGUAUUUGGUAAUUUACAAAUACCUUAUUUAUUUCUUGCUUAAUAUUUUAUAUUGUAAUAAUUUUAUUGAACGGUUUUA